Arabidopsis lyrata subsp. lyrata is the source of this 2152-nucleotide messenger RNA. RefSeq lists its product as uncharacterized. NCBI's taxonomy places the organism in Eukaryota, Viridiplantae, Streptophyta, Magnoliopsida, Brassicales, Brassicaceae. The record is from RefSeq and is a predicted model, not a curated record. Bases 1170 to 2003 code for a protein of 277 amino acids. Gene Ontology annotation, biological process: root development; shoot system development. The transcript has a single exon.
ACAUAUUUUUUUGCUUGGAUUGGUUAAAUAUUUAAAGGAAAAAAAGUUGGUUGGAGAGUGUCGAGAGAGUUUGGUUUUAUACAGUACGUAAAAACAAGUUGGUGUUUAAACUUUUCAUACAUGCAUGGGAAUGUCAUUGAAUAAAAUAUCUCAAUUAAAAUAUCUUCUUGUACACCAAUUAAGUUACAUAUCUAAGAAAAUCAAAAAAGGAAAAAGUUACAAAUCCAAAGCACGAGAAGAUAUUUAUUAUCGAAAGCCUAAUAGUUAGGGUAGAUAUUUUGCUAGUUAGAUAUUGGACUAUGUUUGCUCAAAAAAAAAAAAAAAAAAAAAAAAAGGAUAUUGGACUAUGUAAUCUAAUUAGAGAUGAGAGAUGUAGUUGCAGGCUGUAUUCUGAUAGAGACUAGUCAAGUUCAUGAAUUCAUAUUAGUUAAGAAAAGGAAAGCGGUGCGAUUGUGAUUGAUUUGAUUAUUAAUUACUAUUUGAUCGUUUUCUCUGGAAGUUUUCAACAAGACACUCGUGCACACGGUCCCAUAUUUAGUAUUAUGAUCCAACCACCAUCUUCUCUUAUAUCAUGAGAUCAAUCAUUUUCUGUUCAAUUAUUUUCGGUGUUUAGAUGAUGCUAAAUCUUCAUUUGAUCACACAAAUAUGAGAGAAAGAUAUGCUCACUAAUUAAGUAAUUAGAACCAUUCAUAUCCAUGCAUGACGGUGUUUAAUUAUCAAUACCCAAAUUAAAGUUGAGGAAGGGCUUGACAAAAUAUCUUUGUUUUGAUUCUUCUUUGCCUAAUUUAAGAUCUAAUUAAGUGGGUACGUACAUCAAAUUAUUGUUUGCUUCAAGAAAGGAUUAAGAAAACAAAAACAUGAUAUUUGCUAGCAGCAAAUUAGGUACAUAUUGAGCGAACUCUAAUGACAUAUGUCGAGAUCAUAAUUAAGUGAGAGGAGGCAUAAAAAAGAACAUGAUGAAGUGGUGGGCUUUGAUGGAACAAAGAACAUUAUCCCCUUCACGUGGCUUUUACUUUCACAACCCAAAAAAUCCUAUUUCAUUUGACCUCUCUCUAGCUAGCUCCCUCUAUAUUCUUACCAAAAAAAAGCUACCUCCCUCUAUAUAUAUUCAUAUUCAACUUCACCUUUAGCUAAAGCUCUCUCUCCAUCUAAACAAACUCUCAUCAUCAAUGGCUGCUUCUUAUCACAUCCGGUCUUGUAGCUUACCAGCUCGGUUACACCCACAUGGUCUCAACCAGAUUCAGCAAGUCCUGAAUCAGCUUCCUGCAGAUGAUAACAAUAGUCUAUUGCUUCUCUCACAUCUAUACGACUCUGUCUCUCAUCUCUUCAACGACUCACCUUCUUCACUACUACUACCUCAUCACUCUUUCUUCACCCACCUUCUUGAUCUCUCUCUUGUACACCUUGACUUGUGCUCCAAGCUUAGAGACAUCACUUGCCGCAUCAAGGACUGCCUCCGCGACCUCCGUUCUGCUUUCAGACGGAGGAGACACAGUGGAGAUUCUACCAUACGCUGUCACGUCAAAGCCUUUAUCCGCUCUAGGAAAGCGGUUCAUAAGGACAUUGCUAAGCUACUCUUGUUGCUCAAACAAACCGGCCUUUCCUCCUCCGAGUCCACUCAUCCCUUGAUCACACUGCUCCAACAAGUUUGUUCCCAAACAUGUCAUUCCUUUAGGACAGUCUUGUUGUCCCUAUCCACAGCUGUUCCCAAGCCUAGGCCUUCCAAAUGGGCCUUGGUCACCAAACUGGUGAUCAAGAACGUUACUAGUACAAGUGGUCAAGUUCGGACUGGACACAGAAACGAAUUCCAUAUGAUGGACGAAGAACUGCGAAGAUUCAGCAUGGCAGAAGAGAUAAAAAAGGAUCGCAUCAAGUCUAUGAUCACCAACUUGGAUCACGUAGAUGUAGCUGUUGAAGAUCUGGAGGAGUCGCUCGAAAGAUUGUACAGGCGUAUGAUCCAAGCUAGAGUUUCUCUAUUGAACAUACUCUCUUUGCAUAUAUAAUUAACUCAUUAAUUAUUCCAUGUAUGUAUACAACAUCAUCCAAAUUUUAGAGGAAACAUGUUACCUUCAUAGAUUUUGGACACUGAAACAAUGGAGGUAAUUUUGUAUAAAACUAUAAAUGAAAACUUAGCAGCAGCGACAUUUCAACA